CAAGACUACUUUGGAGAGAGAGAGAGAGAGAGAGAGAGAGAGAGAGAGAGAGAGAGAGAGAGAGAGAGUGCCAGAUCGUGAUAUGGGAAAGGAUGAAAUAGUGGAACGUGAUGGAGUGUGUGAGGUAUAUGCUUCUCUCUCUCUCUCUCUCUCUCUCUCUCUCUCUCUCUCUCUCUCUCUCUCUCUCUCUCUCUCUCUCUCUCUCUCUCUCUCUCUCUCUCUCUCUCUCUCUCCUAGUAGAUGUAGUAGUAGAAGUAGUGCCUCAGUUUCCAUUAUGAAGAGGAGCAAGGUCAUCGUACACUUGGCAGCAGUGAGUGGCCGCCAGCAGGAGCUGGUGCUCAAGGUCACGGGAGUGCAAGUUACAUUAUUGUUUGUAAGCCGUGAGGCACAUGAAGCACACGUCACUAUCACCACCCUUGGCUUGACACACUCCCACAACACCAACAACAAGCAUCCUGGCGUGUGUGUGUGUUACAGCGCCUUGUUGCCCCAACACGGCUUUUAUUGCUAAAAGAUUUAUUUGACAUUCCAGGGAAGCAGCAGAGAGGCAAACAGCGUGAAGGAAGCCAGCAAGACAGAGGCAGGCAGCCUCAAAGAAGGCCACCAAAACAGAGGCAGGAACCCUCAACCAAGGUUACCUCAGAGCAACACACGCCCCACAUCCCACCAUGGCAUCCAAUCCACAUCACCUCGUGAAAGAAUUUCUUGAGGCAAUUCAACACCACCCAACAGCGGCCGCCCACCGCAAGAAUGAGCAGGAGAAGAUCCGAGCGUAUGGGGAGAGAAUCCAACACGUUGACCAGGGCAGCUUCACACCUCUGGUCUUCACCACAUCUGGCGGGAUGGGCUCCAAGGCUCAGUGCUUCUACUCAAGACUAGCCGACCUAAUGGCAGAAAAGAAGCACCAGCCAAGGAGCCAUGUCGUCGCAUGGAUGAGGUGCCGUCUCUCAUUCUCCCUCCUCAGAUCUGCCCUCCUGUGUCUCAGGGGGACAAGGCAUUCCACUCCCAUACUCGUACCUGCAGACUUAGGAGGCCUCGACUGCGAGGCUACAGUGGUGGAGAGUGGCAUAAGAGUAGAUAGAGUAGAGGUAGAAUGAAUUUAUAGUUAACAACUAAUGUGUAUAUUAUAGAGUAUUAGAUAUGGUUGGAUGCCACAGUCAUUAGCGGGAGCUGGGGCUAAUGACCUCCAAGUAAUGGAGCCCCUAAUUGACAUAUCAAUAAACAUGGGGUGGAGGUAUUAUUCUUUGUAGUAGUA
Messenger RNA from Scylla paramamosain (green mud crab), 1255 nucleotides. RefSeq lists its product as uncharacterized. NCBI's taxonomy places the organism in Eukaryota, Metazoa, Arthropoda, Malacostraca, Decapoda, Portunidae. The record is from RefSeq and is a predicted model, not a curated record. The transcript is spliced from 3 exons. The coding region runs from base 669 to 1097 and encodes 142 amino acids.